This is a messenger RNA of Naegleria gruberi, 2309 nucleotides long. RefSeq lists its product as uncharacterized. The transcript has a single exon. Lineage: Eukaryota; Heterolobosea; Eutetramitea; Acrasida; Naegleriidae. The record is from RefSeq and is a predicted model, not a curated record. Bases 2 to 2269 code for a protein of 755 amino acids.
GAUGGCUACGAGUACGGGUAGAUUCAUUGCCGUCGUUUUAAUGAUGACCCUGAUGAUGGUUAGCAUUAUGAAUGGUUCGGAAAUUCCUUCAUCAUACUUUAAAAAUGUUCAAGGACCUCCAAGUGAAUUUGCUAAUUUUGCUGAUCCAACACCAGCCGAUGCUUCAUUGGUAUCAGAUUCUUUCAUGAUGGAAAUUGCUCUCCAACAACAAGGAGACAAGGCUUCAUGGCAAGGAAUGAUUCCAGUUGACUCUUUGGAUCAUGUUGCUAUUUCUAUUGUUGGUCCUGAUGCUAAAUACAUGAAUUUGAGAGUUGUUAAUAUUGAUGAUGUCGUUGUUAACGAAUUACAAGAAGCUAACAUUGAAAAUUAUAAUCAAGCUAUUAAAGCUAAAAAUCACGUUGUAAAUACAUGGAUGGGUUAUGAUAAGCAUAGCUCUGUUCCAGCUAAAGUUUUCAACUUUAAUAACAAUGAUCAAGUUAAGACUGGAGAUUGGAUUAUUGAAGUUAGUUUGGAUUCUCAAGCUCCACAAGCUGUUCAACAAAAGUAUCAAUCUAAGAAGGAUACAUCAAAGGCUGACUUGAUGUUGAUCAUUUAUAAUAGUAGCCCAUUGACUGCUCAUACUCAAUCUAUCAAUAUGAAUGCUGUUCUUGGUGAAAAGAUUGGUUUCAUUACUCGUGUUACUGACAAGACUGAAGCUGAAAAGAGAGAAAGAAUUGGUGUCAAGUAUGUUCCAAAGGCUAUUCCAGCCGAAAGUUUCGAACAUAUUGAAGCUGAAAUUGAUGUUCAAUAUCCUGAUGGAAAGGAAGACAUUGUUCCAAUGCACUCUACUUCUUUUGCUGGUAUUCAAGCUUUGGAACACCAAGGUGCUUUCAGUGGUGAAUUUGUUGCUACUGAAAAGGGUAUUUUCCACUUUAGAGUUGUUGUUAAGGGUGUUGUUGGUGCAGAAAUGAGAAAGACUCUCUUCAAAUCUGCCAAGUUUAUUGAUCCACAAUCACCAAAGAUUACCUUUAUGCGUACCACUCAACACAUUAUUGCUAUUGUUGAUAAGGAAGUUCAAUUGGUCAAGGAUGGUGCUCUCGCUUCCUUUACUCAAGCUGAUGAAAUGAUGACUGUCAAUUUGCAAGCUAAAAAGUUGUUGCCAUCUGCUGAACCAAAGAAGUAUAAGGCCUUUGCUGAAGUUUGGGCUGUUUCCAAGACUGAUGCUUCCAAGCUUGUCCCAGUUUGUUACACUCUUGGUAUGACUAUUUCUUCUGAUUCUCAAGAACUCGGUAAGGAUUAUGUCAGUAUUCCAUUGCAAUUCUCCAUGAAGUGGUUGUCAAAGGCUAACGCUAUGCUUCCAUUGACAUUGAAGAAUAUCAAGAUUCAAGAUGUUGACACCUCAUCUGCUAUUAGUGAAUUGGAUGAAGUCUCUUCAAUUGAAACUCACAGUCUCUUGAUUGAUACUGAAACCAAGAAGGUUAAUCACAGACUCACUGAAAAGUCCAUUGUUCACUCAUAUAUUAACGAUCUCUUGAUGGAUAAGUAUGCUUUUGAACAAGUUACUGAAACCAUGUUGAUGGGUCCAAGACCAAAGCAACUCACUCUCAAGGCUAGGGCUAGAAAUAGCAACCAUAAGGUUAUCCUUGUUCACGGUUAUUGCUCUGCUGGUGAUCCAUUCACUGCCUCUCACUUCCAAAAUGCCAUUGUUUUCAGCGAUCCAAACCAAUCUAGAAGCAAUGACAAGUUUGCUCAAAUGAUUUGGGAAGUUGCUAAGGAUUUGGAUUCAUUCGCUGUUGUUGCUCACAGUCAAGGUGGUAUGGCAGGUGUUCACUUGUACACUUUCUAUUGGUCAACUGCUGAUAAUAUUCCAACCAAUGCUAACAUUAGACUUUUGCAAUCUGUUGGUACUCCUUAUGGUGGUUGUUCUGCUGCUGGUUCCAUUGCUAACCUUGGUAAGGUCUUUGGUGCUGGAUGUGGUUCAAAUACUGAUUUGAGUCCUGAUGGUGCUUCAAAGUGGCUCAAGACUAUUCCAGAAGCCUCUCAAAAGAAGGUCUAUUAUUACACUACUCAAAAUAAGAAGGAUGGUUCCUCAUGUCACUCCAUGAUGGACUGGAUUUUGUACAAGCCAAACGAUGGUACUUCUGAAAUUAGAUAUACUUCUGCUUUGACUUCUGCUAACAAUAUGGGUUUGAAGUACGGAUGGUGUCACACUACUGACAUGAAUUAUCCACCUCAAUGUACUGAUCCAGAUCGUAAUGCUGAACUCAACAAGUAUGCUAACGGUUUUUAAGUAAAGUAUUUCUAGUUUUAAAUAAAUCUAAGUUUUUGUG